AUGUUCUCCCUCCUGAUCGGAACGGUCGCCCGCCUCGCCACGCCCCUCAUGUACCAGAUCGUUGUCCCCAUCCUCCGCCCGACCAUCUCGCACGCCGUCGGCCACUUCCAGCCCAUCGAAGCCGACUUUGACUACGACCAUGGCGAUAAUCCUCUGGCCGUUGGUAUUACCAAGGUGAUUGACAAUAUCGACAUUGUCCGGAAGCAGAUCAAAGCCGUCUGCAAGGCGCCCAUUGUCGUUACUUCUCGCGUCAUCGACAAGGCCGUCGUGGUGGUGACGAAGUUGAAAAGCGCUCACGAAGAGCCUGUCGCUACUGCAAGCCAGGUUGUCAAGGAUCUCGCUGGGGUUGUUAAGCACUUUGUGCGUUCUUUCUUGUUGAGCGGGACCAGAAGGACCAACGACUCCAAAAUCCGCCGGGGGGUUGAGCCCAAAAAGCCCAAAUCAAGAAGAGCACGGUACUCGAUCGACCAAACCCGCACGUCUUCCUUCGUCAGGGGCCCUUCCUCCGCGUACCCAUCCCCUCCUCCUUCAUGCAGCGACGGCGACGAUUCGCCUGUUCGCAGGGACAAGACCUCUCCUGUCUUUGACGCCACAAGCCGGGAAGUGGACACCACAACGGUUGUGAACUUCCAUCUCAGGGCUUACUCUCCCGACGUCAACACCUCUCCGCCUUCAGAGAGCACCGGCUCUUCUCUGGACCUCGGCGAGUUAAUCGACUCUCUUACCAGCCUUACCUCCGUCACUUCCGUGGAAACCCAUCUCCCCUCCGAGAUUUUGUUUCCGUCCACUCGCUGCUCCUCCGACCUCUCCGAGAUUGGCCUUCCGCUCUAUUCUCCCUCCCACGAAGGUGGCGGCUCCAACAAGGCCACUAGCGUAGCUGAGAAUUUCUCCGACGACGAAGAGGAUGCCGAUGAGGGGUGCCUAGCUGAGCUUGUCGAUGGCGUGGUGAAGGCGCCUUUUGAAUCCCACACCCAGGGUUCGAAAGUCGACGGAGAAGCUCAGAUGGGAAGCGAGAGGCUCAAGGUCGAGGACGGGAAGGAAGAGCCGUCCGAGAUUGAGGAACAGGAAGAGGUUAAUGAAGCUGACGUUGCAAAGGAUAACGAGGCGGCCAUUGAGUUGCAGAACUCGGAAGACCCGGUUUUAACCCCGGCUGAACCCAACCCCAGCCAAUUCCAAGCCAUCGGCAACGCGGGUCUGGAGUCAGCCAACACACAAAGCCCCGUCGCCGCCAAUACAUCCAUGCCUCCCGAGCAGCCCCAAGAACCGACAAAAGGGUCCAUCGACGACGACACCGAGACCAUCUACCCAGAUGAUGACGACCUCGAGCCCUACGUCUUUAACUGGGAAGACCACGCCUUCAUCGACGCCACGGGCCAUCUCGACACCUACCAACGUGUCCACGACGCCAACUUCGAUCCCAGCCGACAAUACCUCCAGCACUGCCACUGGGUGGGCCUUUUCGAAGCUUACAAGCCAAAGCAGACCAUCACGCACUACCUCGGCCCUGUCGACGCCUCUAGCCAGCACCAACCGUCCCUUCCCGUGCCCGAGCUGACCGUCACGACCCCGGAGGGCGACACGUUCUGGCUUGAUGACCCUCUGCCUUGGAACCGGCUGUGCAUGAACCGGCGUUGGCUCAGUCUGAACUUUAUCGAUCAUUAUGGGUAUCUGGAUACGUGGAAGAGGGUGAUGGAUGAGGAACAGAGGGAGCAGGUGGUGAGGGGACAGUGCAGGUUGCAGAGGGAUAAUUGGGUGUUGUCGAAGUUUGCGCCGCUGGAGAAGAAGCUGGAGGGCGUGCCGGAGAUAACAGUUACGGUGUCGGAGGGAGGGACGUUUUAUUUGGAUGAGCCGAGGAGUUGGGCGGAUUUGGAUGAUGAUGAUGAUUGGUAG
Neurospora hispaniola is the source of this 1890-nucleotide messenger RNA. RefSeq lists its product as uncharacterized. The record is from RefSeq and is a predicted model, not a curated record. NCBI's taxonomy places the organism in Eukaryota, Fungi, Ascomycota, Sordariomycetes, Sordariales, Sordariaceae. The transcript has 3 exons. Bases 1 to 1890 code for a protein of 629 amino acids.